AGGUUGGUGUGGGGAUUAUAAAUGCGUUUGACGCUCGGCAAACAUGGCUACGUGGAAGUGUGGCGUUUAUGUUGUUGUGGGAACCAUAGUCAUAGUUUUAACAAUUCUGCUAAAUUUCGACUUUCUACCGAAAAGAAGGUUAUCUGAAGAGCUAGAGCUGACAACAAAAAGCAGUUCCAAAGGAUCUACAACAUCGAAAGGCAUACCCAGCACGGUAAAGGUACCGACUAAGAGAACCACUAGUAAUCUUCAUUCAACUGCAGCGAAGAACAAUGGAGGAAAAAUUUCAAUCAAACAGUACAAGAAAGAAAUAAGUAACUGGAGUUGUACUGAAAAGUUGCCUUCACCAAUGGACAACCUACCAGAGCUUUCAUUCGAUGAUGUUAAACAUUUCAAGUGGAACUGCACUGGUUUUCCCCAGACACCAGAGGUAUUUGAAAAAAAUGUCACAAAAUCUAUGUGUUACAACUAUGAUGAUCCAUUCAUCUGUGUACGUGACCCAAUGCAUUGUCAAUGGGAAGAUAAAAGUGACAAGCGAUUUUUAACAAGACCGCAGUAUGGAGAAUAUGAAUACCUCCCGAAGUCAUUGUGGUUAAGUGUUGUUUUGCACGGUGGAGUAGCAUUCUUGUACCAUCCAUGUGUCAGUAACAACACAGUGGACACACUGCGUAAAAUGGCUGUCAGCUGUUUGCACAGACAUGUUAUUACACCUUAUGAGCGAUUGAGCCCAUGUAAGCCCAUUGCCAUGGUUACCUGGAGCUGCUUUUAUUCAACAUCUCAAGUGAACAUGUCAGAAGGAAAGCAUUGGAUCAGGAAAUAUGCCAUGAAGGCCCCAGCCAGCCAUGUAUCAGAAAAUGGCCGGUAUAAUAAAGGACUUUUGAAAGCAGCUCAAACUGUUUCAGACAAACAUGACACUGAUCUUUGUCCUGAUAAAAUAAGGUCUAUGCUCAAUUCAGAGGAGGGAGAGAGUCACUUUACAGAAAGUAGAGAGCAAGGUACAUCUCAGAGAGACUGGAUGCAAGGCCAAGGUGGAUCCAUCUCGAUACAGAAUACAGAAGAGCUGGUAUUUGUGAACGAGAGGGUGUCAAGUAACCACAAAUUUGAUACAUCUAAUGCGGCCUGGGCUCUGGGGAGUGUAAUAUUUCUAUGUGUGGUCCUUGGUGGUGUCUUGCUGUACACACGCCCUUGGCAAAACAGAGAUCACUGGUGGAGAGGGGAAGACUAUAAUAGUAACACUAAAUUCAGUCUUAUGAAAACUAGAGGCCAUCGCUGGAAAUCCAGAACGUUUCCAAGCAAAAAGACUUCAGGCUAUACACGUUUGUUAAAUUCCAUACCGGAAGAAUUUGAAGAUGACAUUUAAUGCCGAUGCAUAAACAUAAAUGAAAGUCCGAUAGUUGAUAUGGAGAGUCAGUCAUGCCACACACCAGUGGGACAUUUUUGAAUUACAGUUAAGGGUGUGCUAACAGAAGAUUCCACUCUAUUUCUGUAUAAAAGCCUGGCAGGUACAGGGAAUGCCAAGACGGUUUUUGUUCCAUUUUACAAAAUGUUACAAAACUAGUGAUUCACAGUGAAAGAAAACGGAUAUUUCCAUCGAUUCACAUGCAGUGAGAAGCUAGCAACAAAAGCCAUCUGAUUACUUCCAUACGGCUUCCACACCAAAAGUCUGAGAAAAAUCUUGCGUAUUUUCUAGCCUCAGACCAUUUGCAACAAGGAUUUGCGUAUACAGUGCGAACCACAAUACAUUGGUACCAUCAUCAUGCAGAGACAAUGGCGAUGGAUAGGUCAUGUCAUCAGGAGGGAAAGAGACUCCGUUUCAAAGACGGCACUCCACUGGACACCAGAGGGUAGGCGCAGCGGGGCAGACCCAAAAAUACAUGGCGACGCACUGUUGAGACAGUUCCUCAAGACAGCCAAAAGCUGGCCGAGGACAGACAGCUAUGGAUGUCCUUUGUUGCUGCCCUGUGUGCCAGUGGGCAUGACGGGCAGUGAGUGAGUUAGUGAAUGAGUUGCGUGAACAGAGUGCUCGGACAGUAAUAAAAUAAAAUGCUAAAAACAGCAUGUUACAAAUAGCUACUAAUGCUUGAGUCUCCAAGGUCUACAUCCCAGUCCCCUUAAAAAUAAAUAAAUAAAUUUAUAGAUUAAUUAAUUAAUUACUUAAAUAAAUAAAUAAGGUAUCUUGAAUCUGUACAGCAUGGUUGAAACUCGUAUUUCCAAAAUCAAUAGCACCAAACCCCGUCAAUGGUCGUCAAUUCAUUGUCAGUUUUGUACCUGUCCUUCGUAGCCAAAAUUGAUUAAUCCACAAGUUGCCUUCACAGGAAUUUUACAUUAGUAACGUAAAGAAUGGUUGCACAGGAAUGUACUGAACUCACUGACCAAAGUCACUUGGACACGAGGCAGUUGGUCACGUGAACACGUGGCAAAAACACAACAAGACAAGGACAAUAUUUGCAAUUAGAAAAUAAUCCAAAGCAAAUACGCAAGCUGAUUUGUUUAAAACCGUGUUUCUAUAACUCAGCGAUAGCAACACAGAACUAGUACAAGCUGUUGAUGUAAUUAUGGCGCGAGUAAAGAGAAUUUCCCCUUUUAUGGUCGAAGUAAACAAGUUUUUCCUUUUUUCUGUUACGGUAUUUUCUAAAAGAAAUAGAAAACAUG
This is a messenger RNA of Orbicella faveolata, 2652 nucleotides long. RefSeq lists its product as uncharacterized. Gene Ontology annotation, cellular component: cytoplasm. The record is from RefSeq and is a predicted model, not a curated record. NCBI's taxonomy places the organism in Eukaryota, Metazoa, Cnidaria, Anthozoa, Scleractinia, Merulinidae.